AAAAAAUGUGUUUGUUCCAGUUGCAUGUAUUCCUGGUAAGGACCAACCCGGGAAUACAUCAUCUUUUCUUCUCCUAAACCUUCUUGUCUCUAUGUUGAAUUUGCAUUUUUUUAUGCGUACAUCAAGAAGUUUGGUGAAGAUGCCGGAAGUAGAAUUUGGAGGGUACACAGUGAGAUCCCAUGGGGCUACGUUGGCCAAAAAACAUAAAUGUGACUGGUUGAUUUUACUUGUGCUUGCGGCAAUGGAUGGCUUUUUAAACUACAUUCAACCUUUCAAUCGAUAUACUAACUCAAAAAUGUUAGAAGAUCUCAAAUUUCCUUUCAAAGAGCAUGACACAAUACCCAUGUGGGUCGUUCCUAUAUUUGCCGUAAUUCUCCCAUGCACAGUAUUUCUCAUUUACUAUUACUAUAGGAGGGAUGUUUAUGAUUUGCAUCAUGCGAUAUUAGGCAUCUUGUACUCUGUUCUAGUGACUGCAGUAAUCACCGAUAGCAUCAAAGAUGCUGUUGGUCGUCCACGCCCAAAUUUCUUCUACAGGUGCUUUCCCGAUGGAAUUGAGGCCUUUGAAGAUAAUGGGAAUGUGAAGUGUCAUGGAGAUCCUAAAAUGGUCAAAGAAGGAUAUAAAAGCUUUCCCAGUGGACAUACCUCAUGGUCAUUUGCUGGCCUUGCUUUUCUCUCAUGGUAUUUGUGUGGAAAAGUGAAGGCUUUUGACAGAAGAGGCCAUGCUGCAAAACUUUGUAUUGUCCUACUUCCUUUACUAUUUGCUGCAUUAGUCGGGAUUUCUCGAAUUGAUGACUAUUGGCAUCACUGGACAGAUGUAUUCACUGGAUCCAUUAUAGGAACUACGGUUGCCUCUUUAUGCUACCUGCUUUUCUUCCCAUUCCCUCAUGAUAUCAAUGGAUGGGCACCUCAUGCGUCUAUCAAAAUAAGAGAACGAAAUGAAUUCCAGUCUUCAUCAAUAUCAGUGGAUACCGUGUAAUGAAACAAGAGUUCAAGUGGGAACCUUCACUAUCUAAGCUGGAACGGUAACGCCAAAUCUGGAAGUUUUGGAAAUGGAAGGAGAUAUUGAAUUCAGAUCCUCAUAGCCUCGUCGAGAGAGAAAAACAUAUACUCAAAAUUUUUGUCCUCUUCUUUUUAUUUAGUUCAACUUAUGUUGGUUGCGUGCAGUUAUACCUGCAUAUCAAAAUUGUACAACAUCAGUGGACAUGAUUCCUUACCUCUUUUUCUAAGGAGAGAGAAUAGAAUCAAGCUCUUACAAAAUAGUCUUUUGGUA
This is a messenger RNA of Capsicum annuum, 1270 nucleotides long. Its product is annotated as probable lipid phosphate phosphatase 4. The transcript has 8 exons. Lineage: Eukaryota; Viridiplantae; Streptophyta; Magnoliopsida; Solanales; Solanaceae. The coding region runs from base 92 to 976 and encodes 294 amino acids. Gene Ontology annotation, molecular function: phosphatidate phosphatase activity. The record is from RefSeq and is a predicted model, not a curated record. Gene Ontology annotation, biological process: phospholipid metabolic process.